Effrenium voratum is the source of this 875-nucleotide messenger RNA. The record is from the annotation of a GenBank genome assembly. Lineage: Eukaryota; Dinophyceae; Suessiales; Symbiodiniaceae.
AAGGGCUCCUGUAGCCGCGGAAGAGGGAGGGGUUGAGUGACCGCCAUGGGGCUGGAUGCGCCUGUUCCUCAGGGACUUGUGCUGGUGGCGAUCUGGUUCCUGUGGGCCGUGCCGUUUCAACUCCUGGCCCAGUUCCUGACGGACCAUUUUGACCUCGUCUCGGUCGCCGAUGGCUGGACAAAGGGCUGGCUGGCGCCACCAGAGCACUGGUGGGGCGUGACCCAAAGUACAAGGGUGGUGACGACGGUCUCGGAUGUACUGGUGACGGUGGUCAUGUUUGCCAUGGCGUGGUUUUAUCAGAGGGCGGUGACAUCAAAGCGUGGCACUGCCAACGAUCUCGGCUUCAGCCGACCGCUGCUCGAGCUUCCCGGUGAGGGUUGCUCCAGCGCGAACAGCGACAGGCACCUGUGUUGCCUCUACUUCUGGGCGAGCGCAGUGACACCCAUCCGAGUUGCCGACAACUUCCGGGCAGCGAAUGUGCUGUCCUUUUGGACUCCCCUCUGGGUGUACCUGCUGUCGCGCGUCGCAGCGCUGGCCAUCGGCCUGGUGCCCGGCAUGCUGGGGGGCAUCCCCUCGCUGAGCACUCAGCUGGCCCAGGGCCUCUUCUUCGCCCUCAGGAGGCCACAGCUGAUCCAGAGCGUGGAAGAGAUGCAGAGCAGCCUCGGAGAGGAGAGCCACUUGGAGGACCGGAGCCAAGACGUGGGGCGGAACCUGGUGACCUACAGCUUCCUCUGCUGCUGGAUGGCAGUGGCAGAUGCAGAGGUGGUGGACUCUGUGGAGAGGCUGCGGUUGGAGGGCUGCCAGGCGGUGGUGGGCAGACCUGUGCGCACCAAAGAGUGAGAGACAUAGGUGACCUGGUUUGGUUUGGAGAGAUA